AUGAAGAUGGAUGACAAAAGAUUCAAGUUGCUACUAGGAGUCCAUUAUUUAGGGUCAACAAGUAAGCAAUCACAAUCAUUCAUAGACUACUUUGCCUCCUCCACUAAAGCAUCAACCAUAAAAAGAUGUGUCCAGACUCAAACAUCCACCUAGGAUUGUACCCAAAAUGACUAUUCUAUACAAUCUCCUUAAAUUACUAAGGUACUUAUUCUCACAUCAUCCUUCUAGAAAGUCAAGACAACAGCUGAUAGUACUCAAAAUACAUACGAAGAUGACUUUUACUGUCAUGAGAAUCUAAAAAUAGAGGAAUCUAUACAAUUGCCUAUCACUUUCACCAAUCGAAACAGCGGCAUUCCAAAUUAAAAAUAGUUCUAUUACAUUAACCCACUCUACAUUUAAGAAUUCAAAGAAAAAGAGUAUAACUAUAAAACUAGAGCCCUAAUACUGAAUCGAAUCCUUGACAAUUGCAUUAACAUGAACAAUCCUUACUUUCACAAAGCCAUUUACCUAUUUGAUCUAUUUCUAAGUAAACUCAAAUGCAAGACCAUCUCCAAUCAAUAGUAAUUACGAUUUCUGUCUUUGGCUAUAAUAUUUGUGAUAACUAAAAUGAAUGCAGAAAGUUCUAAUGUCAACCUUUUACUCUCCUAAUCAUCACUCAACAUGAACAAACAAUAACUACUAUAGUAUGAAAGACUCAUCCUUAAAGUAUUGGAUUGGCAUACGAACCCACUAACAUUACAAGACAUAUUUUAUGAAGUUAUUUUGCGAUUUCAGGUAGCCUUUCCAAACUUGAAUGCAUACAUGUCUAAUGAAAAAUUAAAUCUUAAAAUCUAAAUUAAUGAAAGUGACAUGAAAGUUAUCAAUCAAAUCCUGAAUGUCAUCGUGUUGGAUCACAAUUACCUUAGUCAUGACUUUGAUGAUCUUUCAUUUUCCAUCUUGUAUGUGAUGUACCAAAAGGAACUCAAAGAAAAUGAAUUCGAAGAUUUUCUGAAAAAUCAUGAGAAGUCAAAGUCACAAAUCCUAACAUCAAUUAAAUUUGUAUCCAAAUUUAUUAGAGUUGUUUAAUAAUUGAAUGAGAAAUAGUUAGACAUAAAUUCAUUAGAAAUACUCAAGCUAGUUUGUGAUUGA
Messenger RNA from Paramecium tetraurelia, 1128 nucleotides. RefSeq lists its product as uncharacterized. The record is from RefSeq and is a predicted model, not a curated record. Lineage: Eukaryota; Ciliophora; Oligohymenophorea; Peniculida; Parameciidae. The transcript is spliced from 2 exons.